Molecule: messenger RNA, 1677 nt
Organism: Talaromyces marneffei
Lineage: Eukaryota; Fungi; Ascomycota; Eurotiomycetes; Eurotiales; Trichocomaceae
Exons: 1
Coding region: 1-1677 (558 amino acids)
Biological process (GO): autophagosome assembly; autophagy of peroxisome; activation of protein kinase activity
Cellular component (GO): Atg1/ULK1 kinase complex; phagophore assembly site
Molecular function (GO): protein kinase activator activity; molecular adaptor activity
Source: RefSeq, a predicted model, not a curated record
AUGUCGCAAUCCUCUGUCGAAACGUCCUCACCGCCCCAGUCCAAAUCUCAGUCCAUAGAUCUAGCCCCCCAAAGAGUCGCAGGCCACGACUCCCUUCCAUUAGCCGAAGAGCCUAAAUCUCAAUUGGACACCUUGAUCUCGUAUCUCGUCGCUGCCAAACGGUCCUUAUCAUCCAUAUACCAUGUGUCUCGCGCCGACGAAAUAGUUAAUACAGCCCGUAAUGCCUUGGAGGAAAGCGUUGUACUGUCUGCCAAAACAGGUUUUCUCAGACGGGGCCAGAAAAAUCAGAUUCGAUUAUUAUAUAAUGUCCGGGGUGGAAUUGGGAAUAUUUCCCAUCGGGGGCGUGCUGAGUUUGCCGCCGUGCUGACAGAGCUCGAUGAAGUCGACGAACGUUUACGUCAAACUCUUGACAAGCUACGUCAGACAGUUGUCCACCCUUCCUUCCGUCCAGAAGGCGAAGUGCCGAAAAGCCUUCAUGAUUUUGUGGAUGAACGCGGUGUAGAGGAACUACAAAUAAUUUUAAAAGCAGCCAUAGACCGAACUACUGCGGCUCAAUCUCAGCUUGAUUCUUCUAGCUCGAGUUUUGAUGAGGAACUACGUGCCCUACAACAUGCCUUGGGCAGAUAUCGUACUACAAUGGAGCUGACCUCUUCACGCUCCUCACUGUCAGCGUCUUCCACAGCCGCAUCCAGUCCUGCAUUAGUGUCUCCAUCGGCCAUACCACCCAUGCUACGAUCAUUAGAGUCUCAUGCCCAGGAGAUGGCAGACCUACUUGAGUCUUUGGUACAUCAUUUUGAUAGAUGUGUGACCGCCGUAAAGCAUACAGAAGGCGGCGGGGCGGUCGCGCGUUCUAUCACAGGAGACAUGCCUCAGGGACUCCAUGUUCCCCACGCGGAAGAAACAGCAGACGACGCUGAUCUCAAUGCGAAUGACACUGUUGACCCAAUGACGGACUCGGACUAUGAAGAUAUGUUAGGCGUCCUUACAAAGGAUGCUGCCGAGGCAGAGGAUGUCGUUCUCGAGAUUCAGGAACGCAGUAGCGAGAUGGAAACUAUCCUGGAGAGCAUUCUUGCACAUCGAGAUUCCGUUAUCACAGUAUAUAAUGCCACAACAGAGGUAUUCGAUCAUCUUUCCACACUUGCGACUAGCCGUCUGCCCGAAUUCCUCUCCCAAGCACACGCCUUCACGCAUAUCUGGAAUGAAGAGCACGAGCGCAUACGAACUGGCAUGGCAGAUCUUGCUGAUUUGCGAUCCCUAUAUGUUGGGUUCCUCGAUGCGUAUGAUGGUCUUAUACUUGAAGUAUCGCGCCGGAAACAUAUGCGCCAGGGCAUUGAGCGUGUCUUGCGAGAGACCCGUAUCAAGCUUGACCAACUAUAUGAGGAGGAUAUCAAUGCCCGAGAAGCGUUCAGGGUCGAACAGGGAGACUAUCUUCCGUCAGACAUAUGGCCUGGCCUUAGCCGCGCUCCGAUGAGAAUCAAAUUCUCUAAGUUAUCUGGCGGUAAAUUGCCAGCUGUGACAGGCCAGGAUGACGCCGAUGAAGCUCCUGUUGAGGGGACUGCUAUUGAUGAUGAAGAAUCAAUAGAUGGCGGUGACUAUAUACCUGAUCUACCGAAGCAUAUUGUCGAGGAGGCUAUAAGCCGGUUGAAAGCCCGAGCCAAGGAGGAUGGUCUUGAAUGA